CAUUCUUUCAUUUUUCUCUUUCGUUUUCUUCUUCUUUUAAGAUAUAGUGCAUGUGAAAAAGAUUAUUGCAUAGCAACUUGAGCUGAGCCAAAUCUUUGUGAAAUUGGUGGGUGGAAGGUGAGAUGGCUGAGAAUAGAGAAGUGCUGCUGAAGCAGGAUGAGAGGGUUUACUAUGAUGAGAAGUGCCCAGGUUGCAAGAUUGAUAAACUCAAACAAUCCAAUCCAAAUAUUCCUUUCAAGCAUUUGUUCUAUGUUUUCAUUGUUGCCCUUGUUGCAGACUUGCCGAUUGCAACUCUUUUCCCUUUCAUGUAUUUCAUGGUAAGGGAUUUUCAUAUUGCAAAAAGGGAAGAGGAUAUCGGUUACUAUGCUGGUGCUAUUGGAGCUUCAUUUAUGUGUGGAAGAUUUUUUACUUCUUUAUUUUGGGGAAUGAUAGCUGAUCGAUAUGGUCGUAAACCUGUGAUCAUCUUUGGCACAAUUGCUGUGUUAAUCUUCAACACACUUUUUGGACUCAGUACAAACUUCUGGAUGGCCGUUUCUAUGAGAUUUCUCCAAGGAUGUUUGUGUGGUAAUCUUGGUGCUGUGAAGGCAUAUGCUUCAGAAAUUUGCCGGAAAGAAUAUCAAGCUUUGGGAAUGUCAAUAAUUAGCACAGCUUGGGGAAUUGCAUUAGUCAUAGGUCCAGCUCUUGGAGGUUUCCUUGCACAGCCAGCAGAGAAGUUCCCGGAUGUGUUUUCUAAGGAAUCUCUGUUUGGGAGGUUUCCCUACUUCUUACCUUGCUUGUUCAUAUCAAUCAUUGCACUGGUGAUAACUAUUCUGUGCUUUUGGCUACCGGAAACACUUCACUUUCAUAAUAAAAAUGAUGAAGAGGAGCAUGAGAAACUUUGUGAUCGAUUAGAGGCGAGCACGUAUGGAUCUGAUCUAGAUUUGAAUUCGCAAAAGUGUGAAGAAGACUGUCAAACUCCUCAACAAAGUCUUUACAAGAACUGGCCCCUAAUGUCAUCUAUUAUUGUAUAUUGUGUUUUCCAACUCCAUGACAUGGCUUAUGCAGAGAUUUUUCCAUUAUGGGCUGUUAGUCCUAAGAAGCUUGGGGGAUUAAGCUACUCAAGUUCCCAAGUUGGUGAAGCUCUUUCAAUUUCAGGCAUGGGUAUGCUUCUCUUUCAGUUAUUUGUGUACCCGCCAUUGGAGAAAAAGUGUGGAUUUUUAAAGCUGACGCAAAUCGGAGCGGUUGUUACAAUAGCAUUGCUAUCAACUUACCCUUUAAUGGUCAACCUAUCUGGCCUCACGCUCACUCUAGUGAUUGAUUAUGCAUCUGUGAUGAAGAACAUAGUGUCUGUAUCCAUUGCUACAGGAUUGUUUCUACUACAAAACAGAGCUGUGAGCCAAAAACAAAGAGGAGCUGCAAAUGGAAUAUCUAUGGCAGGCAUGUCACUAUUCAAAGCUGCUGGUCCAGCUGGUGGAGGCUCAUUAUUUUCUUGGGCAAUGAGUCGUCAGCAUGCAUCCUUUCUCCCUGGUGUUCAUAUGGUUUUCUUCAUUCUAAACGUGAUUGAGUUUAUUGCCUUAAUGAUGACAUUCAAACCUUUUCUAGACGUCGCUACAUGACAUGACAUGUAAUUGGAUGGCCAGCUUAUAUAAUAUAUAUUUACCUACAAAUGCACUUGAAUGGGGCAAUUUUGGCGUGAUGAACAUAAUGCGAAAUUCGGGAAAUGAGAUACUUUUGUUUUAUGUAGAUUAUUCGCUUAUUCUAUUUUCCAUCCAAUAAAACAAUUUUUUUUUAUUGUUUAUACAUAUGUAUUUUACUUUUUUAAAAAAAUGAAUGCACAAUUGAGUUGGUACACAAAUUGUUGUGUAUAUAUUUUACAUUUGAGAUAUUUGCAGCAAAAAAAACAUAAAUUAUUACGUUUGUAGUACUUAUGUACUCAAUUUAUUUUUUUGUCGGUGACAGUACCUUCCAUCUA
This is a messenger RNA of Humulus lupulus (European hop), 1951 nucleotides long. RefSeq names its product protein ZINC INDUCED FACILITATOR 1-like. Gene Ontology annotation, molecular function: transmembrane transporter activity. Lineage: Eukaryota; Viridiplantae; Streptophyta; Magnoliopsida; Rosales; Cannabaceae. Gene Ontology annotation, biological process: transmembrane transport. The coding region runs from base 123 to 1595 and encodes 490 amino acids. The transcript is spliced from 19 exons. The record is from RefSeq and is a predicted model, not a curated record.